UACUGACUUAGUUGGCUUAAAUGUUGCCCCUUUAAAGUUGCAGGCUAUUCAUUUAGAGCCACAAACUUCAAUUGACUCACUCUUUAUAAAUACACAAAUGGAAAUUUUACUACCUGCUGCACUUACUUUACCUACGGCGGUACCAUCGAGGAUACAUUUCGCAUCUACAACAUCAAGUUCUAUAUCAUCUCAAGUACGUGUGCCUUUACCACAGUCUUCACAGAUUCCUCCUGCACCUGGCAUUACAUUUGCUCCAUCACAGGCUACUUCUCCACCUGGCAAUGCAUUCACUCAAUCACCUGAUAGUGCAUUUGCUCCACCACAUACAUAUGUAUCAUCUACUCCAUCUUCAACUACAACACGUGAUUCUCUGUUGUCAUCUGUAUCAUCUAUUAAUAUCACUUCUAAGGUGUCGUCCUUUAGACAGUGGAUUUCAAUUCAUAAUUGUUUGUAAGUAUGAUAUAUUUUCUCAUUUUUUUAAAGAAAACUUAAUGUAAUACUAACAAUUAUAUUGUGCAUUGGACUUUGUUAAGAAUGUUAUAUUGUGCAUUUAACAAGUUGCAUCCAUCAGAAACUUGUUUGCAAAGAAUAACAUCGACUUUCAAGAAACGUCUUAUUAUAGAAGGUUAUUGUUAGAAAAUAGUUCCUAAUGAGAUUAAAGAAUUUUACUCACAGAAGUUCAAGAUGUAAUAAAUAUUUCCAUGUCUAUUGAAUUUUUAAAAUAAAUGUGAGUUUGUUGUAAUAUGCUAUAUUUUUCAUGUUAUGCAGAAAUGAAAGAUUGUUUAAGAUAGCAUGGAAAAAGAAGGCUGUUGAGCGUUAUAGAUGGCUCAUGUGUGAAGUUAGAAAGGAAAAGAUGAAGAAUGUUUCAAUGGCGAAAAAUGUUCUUCAGAAAUGGAAAAAGGGUUGGAGCACUAAUGAAUACAGAGCAAAAUGUAAAAAGACACUAUAAAACCAAAAGAGUGAGCCUAGUGGAUCGGGUAGUGGAGUAUCUAGACAUUGUUGUGAAUUUGUUUUACAGUUUACUCAUGCAAAGGAUGCGCGAGAGGCUUGGACGGAAACUAAUGCCACAUGAGCUGUUUGAGGCGACACAUAAGAAGAAGGGCACAGAUGAAUUCAUAGAUGCACGAUCCAAAGCUAUUCAUGAGCGCUUCUUGCAGCUAAAGGAAAAUGCAUCACAGCAAGCAAAGGGGUUAAAUGAGCCAACUCACGUGGAUGAGACUCAUUUGUAUUAUGAAGGUAGUUGGUGGGUAUAAGAAGAAGCGAGUAUAUGGAUUAGGCUCACAAACAUAUGCAUAUUUCUGUUUAAGAUUAUUCAUGUCUGGAUCUUACUCCUCAGCACUACAGAUAGAGCAAACUCAAAAUGAUUAUGAAAACUUGAGGCAUUAUAUCGAGCGCAUUAAGACUAAAAAGGAUACCUUGCAAACAGAAGUGAAGCAGCUGAAGGACCUCGUUGUAAACCUUCUUUCUCAACAGGGUGCAUCGCAUCAAAAUUAGUCAGGUCUUCGUACAACAGAUACUUCACAGCCUCUGCACGGUGUUGUAGCUCCUCCAUCGAGUUCUUCCCAGCAUGCCUCAGAUGAAGGUGGAUCAGAUGAGGAUAUCAAGGAUCUCUGUUGAUUACUUACAGGUUAUUUUGUUCUAUACAUUUUGGGUUACUACUUAGUUUGACUUUUAU
Molecule: messenger RNA, 1675 nt
Organism: Manihot esculenta (cassava)
Lineage: Eukaryota; Viridiplantae; Streptophyta; Magnoliopsida; Malpighiales; Euphorbiaceae
Exons: 3
Coding region: 861-1253 (130 amino acids)
Source: RefSeq, a predicted model, not a curated record